AUGUGUGUGGUUGCUAGGUUUGCUUUCCGGCGAGUUGUACCAACCAUCAGAUCAGAGGUUUCUCCACGCAGUCCAUCUUCAUCAUCGCUUCACCUUCACGCCGUCGCCGGUCACCGUAAGACCUUGAGUCCGUCGUCGAUCCUCACUACAGUGUCCGUCGUCGACUCUUUAAUCGUCGACCCUUUCUACCCCUUCAUCUAUUCAUCAGCAACACACGGAUUCCGUGUAGAGUUGGGAAAACCUAAAUUUUGCUUCAUCUCCUUCCGUGUUGGAAUCAAGAACCCCGCCCCUUUCCUUGUACUCACUUUCUCCUUUAAAGAAGCCUUACAAAGUUGGAUUAUACCAAUCAUUCUCUCUGUUCUUUUCUUGAUUUUGACAGAAAGCAAUCAGAGUGCAGAUAUGGAUAAAUGCUCGUUCAAGCUUGAACACCCAUUGGAGAAGAGGAAAUCGGAAUCCUCUCGCAUCAGAGAGAAGUAUCCUGAUAGAGUUCCUGACAAGGAAGUGAUUGUUGAGAAAGCUGAAAAAUCCGACAUUCCUGACAUAGACAAAAAGAAAUAUCUAGUUCCAGCUGAUUUGACCAUGGGUCAAUUUCUGUAUGUUGUUCCAGCUGAUUUGACCAAUGGUGGAUGGAAUAUAACAACAUGA
Lactuca virosa is the source of this 645-nucleotide messenger RNA. Lineage: Eukaryota; Viridiplantae; Streptophyta; Magnoliopsida; Asterales; Asteraceae. The record is from the annotation of a GenBank genome assembly.